This is a messenger RNA of Triplophysa dalaica, 1367 nucleotides long. It is a transcript of the gene cxcr1, whose product is annotated as C-X-C chemokine receptor type 2. The record is from RefSeq and is a predicted model, not a curated record. Gene Ontology annotation, biological process: G protein-coupled receptor signaling pathway; neutrophil chemotaxis; immune response. Gene Ontology annotation, cellular component: membrane. The coding region runs from base 269 to 1360 and encodes 363 amino acids. Gene Ontology annotation, molecular function: C-X-C chemokine receptor activity. The transcript is spliced from 2 exons. NCBI's taxonomy places the organism in Eukaryota, Metazoa, Chordata, Actinopteri, Cypriniformes, Nemacheilidae.
UUCUAGAUCCGCCACAGAUUUUUUAAUUCAUCCACAUGAAGCGUGUGUCCUAUGGAAGAGAAAAAGCUUUCUAAAACUAUUCCAGAUGUAUUAUCAGUGUUGAGUUCGUAACUAACAUUUUUGUUGGGAUGGUACCCUCUGAGUAACCGUCAGUCUUAAGCAAACGGAUAUAUCAACAUCACCCCAUAGGGUAUAAAGGAACCUUCAUUAUACAUCGCAAACAUCUGUGGAUUCUCAUGUAAGGCAUUAUCAUAUAAAGAAAGUUGCAAUGACUGAUCCAAACACCUCCUAUCAAAAUAUGGACUUCAGUGACUUCUACAAUGAAGAAUUCAACUACAGUUAUCUCCAAAACAUCACCGACUUUGAUUUGGAUGAGAGCACGCUUAUUUGUUCACCGAUCACUUUCGCAGAUGCGGUCAACAUCUCAUUCUGUGUCAUCUACGUGCUCAUCCUUCUGCUGGCUGUACCUGGGAAUCUGAUCGUGGGCUGGGUGAUCGGCUCAAACAAACAAGCCCUUUCCUCUUCGGAUGUCUAUUUGUUCAACCUGAUGCUUGCCGACACAUUGCUGGCUCUGGUCUUGCCCUUUUCUGCGGUGUCUUUACUGCACGGCUGGGUGUUUGGAGAUGUCAUGUGUAAACUGGUUUGCAUGGUGAAGGAAAUCAACUUUUACACAAGCAUUCUGUUUUUGGUGUGCAUCAGCGUGGAUCGCUACAUGGUCAUCGUGCGCUCUAUGGAAUCCCAGAAGGCUCAGCGGCGGCUGUGCAGCGGCGUCGCGUGCGGAAUGGUCUGGGUUUUGGGGGGCUUGCUCUCCUUGCCGUCACUUUACAACGAGAAGUUUUAUUCCAAUAUGAGCAAACAGACCGUAUGUGCUGAACACUUUGACGCGAACAAUGCCGACGAGUGGCGAAUGGCCACUCGUAUCCUGAGGCACCUGCUCGGCUUUCUGCUUCCUCUGGCGAUCAUGCUGAUCUGCUACAGUGUGACGGUGGCCCGCCUCUUGCGUACGCGGGGUUUCCAGAAGCAGAGAGCCAUGAAGGUGAUAGUGACUGUGGUUGUGGCGUUCCUUUUGUGCUGGACCCCGUUUCACGUUACCACGAUAGUCGACAUGCUGUUGAGGGCCAAAGUUCUUCAGUUCAGCUGUUCUAUGCGGACCUCUGUGGACGUCGCUAUGUUUGCCACGCAAAACCUAGGCCUCGUGCACUGCUGCGUGAACCCGGUGCUGUACGCUUUUGUGGGUGAGAAGUUUAGAAGGAGAUUUAUGCAAUUACUCCAAAGGAGAGGAGUGCUGGAUCGCUUAUCAAGAUCCAGCAGGUCCUCUUCUGUGCCACAUUCAUCGGAAAUCCCCUCGAGUGUCCUUUGAGCUGCCG